This is a messenger RNA of Lepisosteus oculatus (spotted gar), 1271 nucleotides long. RefSeq names its product ER membrane protein complex subunit 2 (gene emc2). Gene Ontology annotation, cellular component: EMC complex. Gene Ontology annotation, biological process: protein folding in endoplasmic reticulum. Gene Ontology annotation, molecular function: protein binding. The record is from RefSeq and is a predicted model, not a curated record. Lineage: Eukaryota; Metazoa; Chordata; Actinopteri; Semionotiformes; Lepisosteidae.
CCUCGGCAUACGCACGUUGAUGACGUCAUAACGUGUGCGCAUAAACAUGGCGUCUGUUUCAGAGUUGUACGAUGUGACCUGGGAAGACAUGCGGGACAAGCUUAGGAAAUGGAGAGAGGAAAAUUACCGUAACAGUGAACAAAUAGUGGAAGUUGGUGAAGAAUUAAUUCAUGAGCACAUGUCCAAGCUGGGCGAUGACAUUUGGAUAAUUUAUGAGCAGGUGAUGAUAGCUGCCUUGGACUGCAGUCGGGAUGACUUGGCCCUGAGCUGUCUACAUGAAUUGCGGAAGCAGUUCCAAGGUAGCCACAGAGUGAAACGAUUAGCAGGCAUGAGGCUUGAGGCUUUGGAAAGGUAUGAUGAAGCCUGCAAAGUAUAUGACACAAUAUUACAAGAUGACCCAACAAAUACAGCUGCUAGAAAACGCAAGAUUGCCAUUCUCAAAGCACAAGGGAGAAGCACAGAAGCCAUCCGGGAGUUGAAUGAGUAUCUGGAGCAGUUUGUUGGAGACCAGGAGGCAUGGCACGAACUUGCAGAACUUUACAUCAAUGAGCACGACUAUGCGAAAGCUGCAUUUUGCUUGGAGGAGCUGAUGAUGACAAAUCCUCACAAUCACUUAUACUGUGAACAGUAUGCAGAGGUUAAGUACACUCAAGGUGGAAUUGAAAAUUUGGAACUAUCUCGGAAAUAUUUUGCGCAGGCGCUGAAGCUAAACAAUAGAAAUGUGAGAGCUUUGUUUGGCCUUUAUAUGUCUGCAAGCCAUAUUGCUGCUAACCCUAAAGUGAGUGCAAAAGUGAAAAAGGACAAUGUGAAGUAUGCUGCCUGGGCUGCUAGCCAGAUCAACAGAGCCUACCAGUUGGCGGGACGAGGAACAAAGGAGACCAAGUGUUCUCUGAAGGCGGUGGAGGAGAUGCUGGAAACCAUGCAGAUUACACAAUCCUAAAGCCCCAUCAGACUCUUCACAAGCAUGAAGAGCUGGACUCCAGCUUCAGGAUCGUACGCAAUGUCUUUUCUUUUCGGAGCUACGUCGGCUCAUUGUUGUCGUCGUAAUGUUUCUAUUUUUUUUUUUAAUAAUGAAAAUUAAAUGGAAAAAAGACCAUAGAUCAGAAUGCAUUUGUGUGAACAGCAUGUAGACGGUAUCUGCCUUUGUUCCGUUUCCGACUCAAUGUUGUCCUCUUGGAGCUGCUUCUAGACCUGACAUUGAGUAUAUUUGUGAAUUAAUUUAUGUUUUGUUGCAGAUAUAACAAUAAAUUCACACAUUGUUAACGUCCAAA